This is a messenger RNA of Neurospora crassa OR74A, 1663 nucleotides long. RefSeq names its product Ser/Thr protein phosphatase. Gene Ontology annotation, molecular function: hydrolase activity. The coding region runs from base 469 to 1599 and encodes 376 amino acids. The record is from RefSeq and is a predicted model, not a curated record. The transcript has a single exon. Lineage: Eukaryota; Fungi; Ascomycota; Sordariomycetes; Sordariales; Sordariaceae.
CCUGUGUGACCGCUACGCUGUCUACACAUGCCAGGUUCCAGUCUCCAACCUUGCCACUUUCCCCUGGAGCCGCCAAAGCCCAAACGUGCCUGAGACAAGCAAAGCUCACUCGAAUUCUCACUACGUAUCAAGACGUCUUGGAUUUCCAAACAUCGGCGUGCUCGAGCAACAUCCACGAGAGGAAAUUGGCCUAACACCACUUCAGAGGCUUGAAGCAUAUCUCUAGGAUUCAGACACAGCGGUUAAAGCGAGCUACAAGCACAAGGAACGGUGGAACCCUACGUCAUCCAGCUGUUCAUUCUGGUGGUGUAGUCACACGAUCUGUCACGGCGUUAACAACACUACCUCCAGUUCCCAUCACAAAAUCCAUCAAUAUUCACGCCGACUCACGAUCCGGCCUCAACACUCACAAAUACUCACCGUCUUAACUUGAGCUUCACAACUGGAUAUACCACAUCAACGCCAAAAAUGAUCACAUCAGCCACCAGCCCACCCGACCCAAGCACAUCGACAUCAACAUCAACGGCGUCAACAUCGACAACAACAUCACCAUCACCAACAAUCCCCACCCGCCUUCUCCUUCUCUCCGACACCCACAUCCGCUCCCGCUCCAAGAACCCCCUCCCAUUCCCCGUUCCCUCCACUCCCGUCGACAUCGUCAUCCACGCAGGCGACAUCACCGACUCCUCCACCCUCUCCGAAUUCCGUCUCUGUCUCUCUUACCUCCGCCGACUGAACGCCCCCUUGAAGUUGAUCAUAGCCGGUAACCACGACUACACUCUCGACGUUCCUGCUUCCACCCAUAUCCAUACCUCCACCCACUCACAGCGAAAAAGAAGACCAGAUAUCGGCGACCCCGGCGAAGCCAUAUCCCUACUCACCUCCGCCGCCAAAGACGGCAUCUUUUAUCUACAAGAAGGCACCCACCACUUUGAUCUCUCCAACGGCGCCCAAUUGACAGUCUACGCAUCCCCCGCCACCCCCGCCUUCGGCAGCCAAGGCUUCCAGUACACCCAACAAGAAGGCCACGUAUUUGAUAUCCCUCCAGAAGCCGAUAUUGUCAUUAGCCAUGGCCCGCCCAGGGGAAUAUUGGACGUGAGUCGAUUAACGAGGGCCUCAUGCGGGAGCGUGGAACUGUGGGAGGCUGUCAAGAGAACGAGACCAAAGUUGCAUGUGUUUGGACAUAUCCAUGAGGCGUGGGGGGCGGCGGCUGUCAAGUGGAAACCUGACUGCGAGAAUGGGAAUGGGGAGGUGGAAAGUGCCAAAGUGUUGGAAGAUCGGAGAGGGGUAGAAGAGGGGUGGAAGGAUUCAAAAGAGGAGCGGAAGCGGAAGGAGGAAAAAGUGGACAAGAUUGUGAGGGAUGGGUAUUAUCAUUUGAAGUAUGAUCGGGGAGAGGAUGCAGAGCAGACAUCAUUGUUUGUGAACGCGGCAGUCAUGUAUGCUCCGGGGUACGUGCCUUGGUUGGUGGAUGUUGAGCUUCCGAGGAGUGAUGUUGAUGGGAAUGAGAAAAGUACAAUGGCGGAUGAAAGGAAUAGGAAGCCAUUGGAUGUGCGAUCACGAGAGUGUUUGUCGACCAACCUUCAACACUUGGAGCUCUGAUGAGCCUAGUUACGACGAGUAAUCAACGAGGUCCAUAGAGGUAGAUUUGGAUACAUAGAUAUUA